AUGUUCCAACGAACCCUAAGACUCCUUGCCUUUGGCAAUCAUUUCGCAGUAUGGGUGUCCUCACUCAUAGUCACGGGCAUUCUGUCAUUCUUCCUCGCCAAGUAUAAUCUCAGCAACAACGCCCAUGUCAUCUACCAGGAGGUCAUCGCUACCAUCACGUUGGCUGUCUGGACCUUUGGCAUGAUAUUACCGCUCGUCAAUGCCUACGGUGGCCAUCUGUGGCUUGCGAACCAUAUCUUGUCCUACCUUUGGCUCACUGCCUUUAUCUUCUCGGCACAAGACUGGGCUGGUGGUCGAUGCAGGACGCACGCUCCCACUUUUGGCAAAUGCGGACUGAAGAAGACCGUUAUUGCAUUCAACUUCUUCGCAUUCUUCUUCUUGCUGGUCAAUAUCUUCGUUGAAGGGUUAUUGUUCCGGGCUCAUCGAGACGAGCGUACUGGCGCUUCCAAGUCGCGGCCAGGUACUGCUGCACACAAUGGAACCACAGCUCCUGCCGUGUAG
This is a messenger RNA of Trichoderma citrinoviride, 501 nucleotides long. RefSeq lists its product as hypothetical. The record is from RefSeq and is a predicted model, not a curated record. Bases 1 to 501 code for a protein of 166 amino acids. Lineage: Eukaryota; Fungi; Ascomycota; Sordariomycetes; Hypocreales; Hypocreaceae. The transcript is spliced from 3 exons. Gene Ontology annotation, cellular component: membrane.